AUGCAUAAAAACAAGUUGUUAAAAAAGUCGCCCGGAAAAACAGGCCUUAAUCUUCCGCCUAUUGAAGAUCCAAACGGUAGCAAAAUUAAGACAGUUUUAGACGUAGACCCUGAUUUUUAUUCGUUAGUUGAUGGUAGACCGAUAAGACCGGACACAUCUAUUCGUAAAUAUAAACGAAACGUUAAAGAAGUUGCUUUAAAACGAACUCUUCACGGGCUUCUAGUAGAUGAGAUACUGCGUAUUGAAAGAGACAUCAAAACGGAAAGGAAAAUUUACGAAACUGCUUCAAUACAUUUUAAUGAAUGUCAAGAGAGUUUUAACAAAUUUCUAGCAGAUGACAACGAUAAAACCAUAAUUAUUAUGAGAAAUUCGGAUAGUUUGGCCAAAGAGCUGUCAAACCAAAUAGAGGAACACAAAAAAGCUCUUUAUGAUUUCGCAUCUCUCAAGUCUAAACUCCAAUAUAUUGACGAAACCUUGCAAAUAUUGUUGUCUUUUCAAAACUUUCUUUUCAAUGCGGCCCCAAUUUUAUGGCGAGACAGUCAGAAAUUGAAACUGGUUACGGGGCAAUUGGAAAUUUUUACAAUGGACACAGAUAUUUUUAAUGAAAUAGAUGUAAACCUCAUAAGCGAAAGAUUAGAAAAAAUGCCUCCACCACGACUAUAUUUUGAAACUCCCGAACAAAUUCAAGUGAUAUUUGAAUUGUUAGAAAAGCAAAUUUUAAAUUAUCUCCUUAAAACCGAGGAACUUCGCAGUGAGAAGAAUAAAUUUGUAAAAUCAUCAAUUCUUCUUAAAACAUUACUACGGCAUGAACUGGAUUAUAUACAGGAUAAGAUAUACGAGGUUGAAAAAUGCAUAGAGGAGAAUGAACGGCGAGAAAUAGAAUUGAAAAGAGAAUUCUACAGAAUAUUAGAAGACAAAUUUAAAUUCCUAGUGUCUUCUAAGACGCCCCUACAAAUUUUUAACUAUGUAGAAUUUGCCUACGAACGAUUAAUUGCACAAAAUGAAACAAAUCUUAGUACAUUAGAUUUGGUUUUGGCUUUAGAACAAGAAUAUAACAAUAUUAUGUUGGAUUUGUCUACAUUUGACUUAAAUGUCAUAAAAUGUAUAGAGAAAAAGACGUAUGACGAAGAAAUAAAGGAGACAAAACUAGCGAAAGAAGCAGCAAAGUUGUUAAAAGAUGUGGAUAAAUUGAGUAAAAAACUGAAAUCAUCCUAUGAACUCGUAAAAAAAUAG
This is a messenger RNA of Parnassius mnemosyne (clouded apollo), 1233 nucleotides long. The record is from the annotation of a GenBank genome assembly. Lineage: Eukaryota; Metazoa; Arthropoda; Insecta; Lepidoptera; Papilionidae.